Messenger RNA from Harpegnathos saltator (Jerdon's jumping ant), 1608 nucleotides. Its product is annotated as reticulocalbin-2. The coding region runs from base 430 to 1419 and encodes 329 amino acids. Lineage: Eukaryota; Metazoa; Arthropoda; Insecta; Hymenoptera; Formicidae. The record is from RefSeq and is a predicted model, not a curated record. The transcript has 5 exons. Gene Ontology annotation, molecular function: calcium ion binding. Gene Ontology annotation, cellular component: endoplasmic reticulum.
CGGCGGCUCAACACUCCCGGACGUGAAAUCGUGACUUCGCAUGCUCGUCGCGACUCAAGAGAGGCAACCGCUCGAAGCGUUGCUUCCUUUUGUUAAUACGUCGCGUAUCAACUCCAAAAGGAAUUGAUCUGUACAAACAUACAUACGUGUAACGUGAACAGCAAAAUAAUACGUUGACAUCACGGUUUCACGCCGGAUAUACACACUGAGUGCGUUUGUGCGUCGAUGAGUGACGCGAGGUUAAAACGAGAUUUAUUAUUCAACGCAAUUAUCAACGAUAUACGUAAAAUUGAAAGUGACCGAACUGGAUAUUAAACGAUCGCGCGAGAAGAAGGAUAUAUUCGUGGUGUCAAGAGAGUCGCCCACCACGCACGCGCGGCGCCGCGUUUGAAGUCUUAUCGUAUCUGACCGCACUGUGAGAGACGCGCGAUGACUGUCCGCGGCGUCCCGAUACUCCUGUUCCUCGCCGCCGUUUUCAUCUCGUUGCCUGCUUGCGACGCCGCCUCCGCACACAUUCACACGCAUCAGCAUAACAAAGUCGACAGCAAUGAGAGGAUGGAGGAUGGGGCCUUCAGUCCCCGCGACGCCGAUCACUAUGCGGAGGGAGAACAUCAUCAGGAAUUCGACCAUGAAGCCAUCCUUGGAAGCGUAAAGGAAGCAGAAGAAUUUGACAAGCUUCCAAUAGAAGAAUCCAAAAAGAGAUUGGGGAUUUUGUUGACCAAGAUGGAUCUGAACAAGGAUAAGUAUAUAGAAAGGAACGAACUGAAAGCUUGGAUCUUACGUUCAUUUAGCAUGCUGUCCGCAGAAGAAUCUCAAGAUCGCUUGGAUGAUGCUGACACAGACGAAGACGGCAGAGUAACUUGGGAUGAAGUUUUGCAAGAUACUUACGGCAGUGAUCCCGAAGAUCUAGCUCAAGAUGAUAAGUUGUUCAAAGACGACAAAGAAACGUUUGAAGUUGCCGAUUUGAACAAAGACGGUUAUUUGGAUACGGAUGAAUUCAAAGCUUAUACUCAUCCCGAGGAAACGCCUAGAAUGUUCCCUCUUUUAUUGAAGCAUGCCUUAGAGGAUAAGGAUGUAGAUAAGGAUGGUUAUAUCAGCUUUCAGGAGUUCAUCGGUGACAGAGCCAAAUCGAAGGAUAAAGAAUGGUUAUUGACCGAAAAGGACAAGUUCGAUUACGAGCAUGAUAAAAAUGGAGAUGGCAGGCUCGACUCGGACGAAAUCCUUUCUUGGCUUGUGCCGAGUAACGAAGAGAUAGCAAGUGACGAAGUGGAUCACCUGUUUGUGGGUUCCGACGACGACCACGAUAAUAGAUUAUCGUUCGACGAGAUCUUGGACCAUCAUGAUAUUUUCGUGGGUAGUGAAGCUACUGAUUACGGUGAUCAUUUACAAGAUAUCGAUCGCUUCUCGGAUGAGCUGUAAAAAAUCGGCUCACUCAUUAAUCAAAAAGUUACAUGUUCGUAAUACUCAUUGGAGAUUCGAGUGAUUAAAAUCAUGAGUUUUAGCAUUUUUCAGUGCGUACCACUUAGUAAUUAUUUGUUUAGGUUUACCCGUUUAUGCAGCCGUUAGAAUAAAUUCUAACACAAAAUCUAUGACAUUUGCACGCCUAUA